AUGGCAGGUCCAAGCGACACGCAAUGUCUGAGGGUACGUCUAUGACUUUCGCAGCCCCCCCUCGUCUCGCGCGCGCCUCAUCCCCUCUUUCCGUGACCCUCUCGUUGGUGCAGGCGCAGAUUGCGGAUGUCAGAACUCUGGCAGCUCUGCUCAGACCUAUCGCAUUCUCGACUGUGAGUGCCGCGAUCGCAGCGCAAGGUAUAGCAUUAUAUCUUGGGCCUUCUGACAUUGGCUUCGUUGUGCACCAGUUCGCAACCGUCUCGCUGUCCGAGUCCGGCUUGACAUUCACCACGGAGCAGGAUCGUUCUCUGCAAGGUGAGCAGCGCAUGCUAGCGAAUAUGACUCGGCGCAUACAUGUGCUUGCGCCUGCCAAGGACCGACGCACUGAUCAGUCGACUGCGUAUGCGCCACACAGCCAACGCAUACGUUCCAUCCUCUCUCUUUAGCCCAUUCCACUUUCGCCUCGUUCGACCCCCCACUCGCAAACGCAAGCGUCAAGUCCAACCAUCAUCGCGGCCAUCAUCCGCAACUCUGGAAGAGGGCUCGUCAGUGCAAGGCUCGGAGCUGCGCGAGCCCGAGCCUCUGAGUCCAGCAGCUCUUGAGCGAGCCGAAAGAGAAGCUUCUGAGCGAGUCAGAGGAGCACAUCAUUCUCCAGACCAGCAGGAAGAGAGCGGAGAGGAGCAAGAUGAAGAGGAGAGAUCACUCAGGCAGACUAUCGACUUUGACAUUUCCCUUGCUAAUUUCUUGCAGUGCCUGAACAUUUUUGGCGGGGCACCUGCUCUCAACAAGGGCUCGCACUCGGAUCAAGGUGCCGGAAGUACGAGUCGAGAAAGAGACAAGGAGGCAAAUGAUGGGCGAGGGGAUGCUCAGCAGAGAUACUCACGAUCCGGUCACGGAGCAAGGAAAUCAAAGGACGGGAAGGGUAGCGAUGUAGGCAUCACUAGCGCUGCUCUAACGUUCGAUGCGCUCUCCAAAAGAUUGGUGUUGAUGUGAGCCCUGGCUUUCGAACACGCUUCGUUGCGUGCCAUCUGCUGACGUUUCACUUUGCCCGCCAAGCCUGGACGAUGACGGCGGGGCUACGACCAAGUGCGAGCUGGCGAGCUACGAGCCACAAGGAAUCACCGACCUAGCGUUUGAUCCAGACUAUCUGGUCGCGCAAGCCAUCAUGCGCGUGAGUGAAGCUUCGUGCCGACACCUGGACGUGUUGAUUGCGUUCACGAGCGCAUACAUGCUCUCAGUCCGAGCUCUUGGCAGACGCAAUGUCAUCUGUGGACCCAUCGGCGUCCUUUGUAGGUCUGCGCUUCUCACCUCGGUACACAUCUACCGCUUGCGACGCUGCACAAGGAUUCAGAACUGCCACUUCGGUAUCGGCGGGCUUGAGGCCUAGCUUGAGCAGCUCGGUGGUGCUCAGCUCCAACGAUGCAGUCGCCAAGCGUCCAGGCGUGACUCCGCAUCCCACCAUCCAAGUGCUCAAGCUCACGGCUGAUAGCGAUACCGGCACAGUAGAGGCGAGUGCCAGCGUGCUCAGAGAAUUUCAACAGCACUUAGCUCACAUUCACAAAGAAGGGCCCAAAAUAAAUCCUGGCAGAUGGAAUUGCCCAACGAGAGAGGCGUAAUGGAGAGGUUUGUGUGCAAUUACGAUUUGGAGCAGAGGUGAGCGAACAGCGGUUGUAGCGACGACGCGGUGCGGAUCGAUAAUUCCUACCAGACGACCCUGACACGAUGUUAGCUGCUGGGCCCCUUUUUGCGCUGCACCAAGGUACAACUACAAGCACAUGUCGACGACGACACGAGCGCUGCAGACGUCCAUCAAGACUUCCUUGCGCAUCGAUGAGCGCGGUCUGCUUAGCAUGCAGUGUCUCAUGCCUCGCGGACUAGGACGAACCGUGAAUGACGGAGAGGCCGCACCAGGUCGAAGAAAUGACGGCGCAGCGCUUCUCAAUAAUCACGGCUUCAUCGAGUUCACAGUGAGGCAGGAGAGCGCAAAGGCGAGCAAGAUAAAAGUCGAUUGGAGGGCUUUACUGACGCUUACUCACUUCCGAACAGGUGCUUCCCUUGGACGAGGAAAGCCUCAAAUAG
Ceraceosorus bombacis is the source of this 2079-nucleotide messenger RNA. Lineage: Eukaryota; Fungi; Basidiomycota; Exobasidiomycetes; Ceraceosorales; Ceraceosoraceae. The record is from the annotation of a GenBank genome assembly.